This is a messenger RNA of Carassius carassius (crucian carp), 3817 nucleotides long. RefSeq names its product transcriptional activator MN1-like. The transcript has 3 exons. The coding region runs from base 660 to 3749 and encodes 1029 amino acids. NCBI's taxonomy places the organism in Eukaryota, Metazoa, Chordata, Actinopteri, Cypriniformes, Cyprinidae. The record is from RefSeq and is a predicted model, not a curated record. Gene Ontology annotation, biological process: regulation of DNA-templated transcription.
CCCCCUGCGCAUGUGUGCCUGUGUCGGCAUUGGUGAGAAAUCAGCGCUGGAACAGAUGAGGGAAUGUCAAACUUGUUGCCGAUGCCCGAGGCUCGACACAUCCGAUUCAAGGAUAAACGACAAAACCUUCCUGGAUCCAGAAGCAUUUGAUGGAACAGCGCGUGUUUUAUGGACGAUAUUAAAUAAAAAGGCGAUUAAUUUCUGUGCUGAAUACAUUUCAUAAUGUGACAACAAAAGGGAUCCAGGGCUCUCCAGUUACUAACAGCGCGCACACACAGCGUUGCAUUGAGUCUCCUCACAGGACUGAAAGCACGCUCGAAGUUCUCCUCGGAGGACCGUCGAUUGAAUGCAUUUAUCUACUCUUUUUGAAUUCAUGUAAGUGUUUUUAAUAUAGAAUAAUUAGUCGGGAUCGCGCGCAUUGCAUUGGAGAUGUGAACAGGGGACAUGUGGUCCGCGCGCUGCUUUGCACUCCUCUGGAUUUGUGUUGAACGACUUGGAGACGUUACGCAUCGAAUAACGAUGUAAACGUUUUUUUUUUUUUGAGAUGUGCAUUUUUCAGGGCCGUAGCUCUAAGGACAUACAAAGAGGAGUUCGCGUUUUUACGCUUAUGCUGGAAUUGAGUGACAAACAAACAGGAAUUUAAUCCCAGUGGACUGAAAAUGAACUCUAAUUAUAACAGUGCCGGAUUUCAUAUGAAAGGGCCAUCGGUAGCUGUGGAGCCCAUGAUGGGUCCGCUAAAUGAAUCCCCCAUACAGGGACUCAACUUUGUCUCAAAUAGAGACCAGUAUGGAUUCCAGACUCAUGGCCAUGGGGAUAUGCACGCUAUGGGAGUUCAGCCACAACAUCAACUCCACAUGCAAGGACCGUUCAACCAUCAACCUCCUAACCACGACCAGCAUUCACAUCUGUACCAGGACAGCGUCCCCUCUUGCCUGCACGGGGACAGACAUAUGGGCUUCAAUAACAACGCAGGUCACCCACAUAUGUUUGAGGGAGGAUUUGGUCAGCAGCUCGCAGAAGCACAGUCACGAGAAUGCAUCUCACAGCAGCAGCAACAGAGAAUGGCCACAAUGCCUGAAUUUCAACCACAUGGCCAUCCGAACGGUACCCAUGCUGUUCCAGCACCGUGUCUUCCACUAGACCAGUCACCAAACCGGGCCGCAUCGUUCCACGGCCUGCCAUCCUCGUCCCCUGAAACCCACAGACUGGAACAUUACAGGCUUUUUCCACAGGGCAGGAUGGGGGGAUCAGAGCACUGUUUUCCCUGUGAUCCUCUGACGGGGAAUUUCGACAUGACAGGAUUCUCCACUGCGGACUCUUCAGAGCACAAACUUCCCUAUUGUGAAACGGGGAACCAAGUGGUCGGGGGUCAUUUUUCCACUUGUAAUCGAAAUGGCUCCCGAGGGCCCAUGAUGGGCGGCUCUAAAGUUGACCAGCAGUUACCUCAGCAGAACGUGUUUUCGGACCGAUUCGGGAACCGGGGCAAAAUGGAUCCGGGGGUUAACGCUAGACACCACCUCAUGCCGCAGCAAAGACCGGGACCUGUCGCCAGGCAGAACCCUGGUUCCCCUGCGCUUCCACGAUUUUAUCACACUCCGGACUAUGUAGCGAACAAUACGGACGUUCAAGGUGGUGGCCCUAUGGUCCAUGUUCAGCACGGCCACCUUGACCGGCCCAUACAUAGACUGAACAACCAUAACAUGCAUCCCUUCGGGGAACCGGUGUUUGAUGUCCCCCAGCUAGCCCCUCAACCCCCACAUCACCCUCACCUCAGCUCACUGCCUUAUUUGAAUAUGGCAAAAAGGCCACGGUUUGAUCUCCCAAACGGCUCUGCUGGAGAGAGCUGCAGCCCCCUAAGCAACAGCUUACAUAAUCGGCCCAAUCUUGAGAACCACCUCUCCCCCUCAGCUUUCCCUUCUCCCAUGGGGGACUUUGCGUCUCAUGUGACGGAUGGGUUUCCAUCAGGCCCCCUACCCUUGAGCUCCGGCCCACAGCAACAGCAGCGACAGCAGAACGCGGCGAUGAUGAUCAAACAAAUGGCAUCGAGGAGCCAGCAGCAGAGAAUGAGACAACCCGACCUGCAACAGUUAAGUCUCCACGGGGACGGCACAUCAAACGGCAUGGUCUGCCGAGGCCCUCUGGGUAGUGUGUCUCAGUCCAAUUUCGAGAAGAAGCAUAAUUUUCAUGGAAACUUUGACAACCCCCACCUACCUCAAGAAAACUCAUGGUUUCCUGAGCCGCAGCAGCAUUGUAGAGAAACAAACACGCAUGCCUUGGAGCAGGCAGAGAAUGGACACAACAUUAUUUUUAGGCAAGGCGUCACAAGCAUGGACAUGCAGUCUUUGAAUUCUCCGGGAGCGCAUCAUCCAUUCGAAAAUAAUGUCAGUAAUCCUCUGCAUAUGCAGUCUCCCGAUGAGAGCAACAUGCAGUCAGGUGCACCCACAGACAGGAGGCCGGCUGAAUUCGGAGGAAUGGCGAUGAGGAGGCAGCACAGCUUCCCUCCUGGAGGGCCGAGUCAACAGGGAGCCCCCCAGAGCAAUCCUCCAGGAUUUAGCUCCUCUCCAGGGAACUAUCCCUCCCAUCCCGAGUACCUCUCCAGCCAGCACCUGUCAGUCAAUAAGCUUGGGGCCCUCUCUUUGGGGAAUUUGAACAAAGCCAGUACAAAAGACAGUGUGUUUGGCCAAAGCUGUCUGGCAGCCCUUUCCACGGCCUGCCAGAAUAUGAUCGCCAGCCUUGGGGCCCCGAACCUCAAUGUGACUUUUAAUAAGAAAAGUCAAAAUGAGGCCAAACGCAAAGCAGGCCAGGUUGAGCAGGACAUAAAUAGCAGUGGCAGUAGCGGCCCAGGGGCAGAGUAUUUCCAGGGCAAUGCUUCUCAGAAUAGUCAAACGCCUUGCUCUGGGAAUAACAACAAUACGACGGCAGGUCAAAGUGGUACGGGCCAGAUGGCAAAAAGGGAAGCGAGCACCCUUUCCCCGAAUGACAACAUGGAGUCUGGAUGUGAGGGAAAAAUGGCAACAGGCAAUGUCAAGGGGAGGGGGAAGAAGAGACGCGACAGCGGGCACAUCAGUCCCGGAAACUUCUCCCCUCCGUGCGGCGGUAACCCCGUCGUCAGUCCGACUCAGCAGGGUUCUGCUUUGAACGUGGGCAUGGAGGGCCCGGAGAGGUCCCUGGUCUCUCCUUCCUUUGGAAAGCCCGAUCUCGCCACCUCGAUGGACAGCGGCAUUCAAAGCGUGGGCAAGUCUGAUGGCGUUUCGCCGUGUAUGGAUUAUUUAGAUGAAGCCAGCCCCAACUACAGUGCUGAGGACCCGAGGCCUUGCAGAGCUGGCAUGAAGUGUAAUUCUGAAAACAGGACUGGCUACAAUGACAAUCCGUGCAUGGAACAGGUCCGGACGCCGCUAAGCAACCCGGGCCAGGACGAGGUUCAUCCUCUGGAGAUCUUGCAGGCUCAGAUCCAGCUGCAAAGACAGCAGUUCAGCAUCUCUGAGGACCAGCCGAUGGGAGGGAAAACGAGCAAAAAGGCAGACUGCCAGGCUGGUCUGAAUGGAGAGUGCACCUUGGCCAGUUCUAGCCCGGUCGCAGGCAAGGGCUCUGUGAAUACCAUUGACCUUGACUCUCUCAUGACAGAGCAGCAUGCCACCUGGUAUGUCCCUGGCAACAAGACUCUGAUAGAGGACCCCAGUAAUGACAAGUGCCUGGGAUACUGGGAUAGAGCACGGGGCCAGAGUGACAACAAAGAAGGACAUGGGUAGGAGCGCUCCUCUGCUGGCUCUCCUUAGCGUUUCACACAAAAAAAAAAGGUAAGACAGUCCAAUCUAUC